Gamsiella multidivaricata is the source of this 822-nucleotide messenger RNA. Its product is annotated as prohibitin-1. Bases 1 to 822 code for a protein of 273 amino acids. The transcript is spliced from 5 exons. Gene Ontology annotation, cellular component: membrane; mitochondrion. Lineage: Eukaryota; Fungi; Mortierellomycota; Mortierellomycetes; Mortierellales; Mortierellaceae. The record is from RefSeq and is a predicted model, not a curated record. Gene Ontology annotation, biological process: mitochondrion organization.
AUGUCUGCCAUCCUUAACACCCUUACCAAGGUCGCUAUCCCUGUUGGAGCUGCUGUCUCGUUCUUCCAGUACAGCAUGUAUGAUGUCCAGGGAGGACAUCGUGCUGUCAUUUUCGACAGAUUGGAGGGAGUGAAGCCCAACCCUAUUGGCGAGGGAACCCACUUUUUGGUCCCCUGGUUGCAACGUGCGAUCCAGUUCGAUGUCCGCACUAAGCCCCGCAACAUCUCAACGACGACUGGAUCCAAGGAUAUGCAGAUGGUCACCCUGACCCUCCGUGUCCUUCACCGUCCUGAUGUUAAAAACCUUUCGCAGAUUUACCAAGGAUUGGGCAUGGAUUACGACGAGCGUGUCCUGCCCUCGAUCGGAAAUGAGGUCUUGAAGUCGAUUGUCGCACAGUUCGAUGCUGGUGAGCUGAUCACUCAGCGUGAGCUCGUCUCGUCCAAGAUCCGCGAGGAUCUUGCCAAGCGCGCAAGAGAGUUCCACAUUGAGCUCGAGGAUGUUUCCAUUACUACUAUGACCUUCGGACGUGACUUCACCAACGCUGUUGAGCAGAAGCAGAUUGCCCAGCAAGAGGCCGAGCGCGCCAAGUUCAUCGUCGAGAAGGCUGAGCAGGAGAAGAGCGCCUCGAUUAUUAGAGCUGAGGGUGAAGCCCAUGCUGCCGAGAUCAUUUCCGCAGCACUGGAGAAGGCCGGUGCCGGUCUUAUUGAGCUGCGUCGUAUUGAGGCCUCGAAGGAUAUCGCUGGUACCUUGGCCCAUGCCAAGAAUGUUACUUACCUUCCUAACCAGAAGGGCAACAAUAUGUUGUUGAACCUCCCUGUCUAA